GAACUUCCUGUUGCUUCCCGACAGUAGUUAUUGAUACUGAUGAUCCGGGAUCCGAACCGAAACCGAUCAAACUGACCUAAAACAACGACCGAACGCGUCAUCUGUCACGAGGCACUUAACAUCCGCCGGAGGAAAAGUGUUUCCCGCAGGUUCAGCUGGGAUAAUGCUGAUCGGACCUGUUGUGUCGCUGUUUUAGACUGUAAAUAAACCGUGUUUGUGUCGGUAUGGCGGAGGCGCGAGCUGAGGAAGAAGAUGAGCGUUUGCGCGAGCCCGCCGGCGCGAGACGGAGAGUAGCAGAACAUUCAGACCGGAACAAACCAGACCAGCGUCUCUCCAGCUCCGGGGCUCUGUCCUCCAUCCGAGCAGCCAUCAAAAGAACGUCAACCCGAACGAGUUCUCAGAGCGACCUUCACAGAGACCGGAGGCGUCCAGAAAUCACAAUCCUCUCUGCUGAACCUCUGCCGAACAACGCCUGGUUCCCAGGAGCCUCCGGAGCCUUUCCUCCAGCCCCGCCCCCGGCCCCGCCCUCCUGGUCUGCUGCGUCUGGAUCAGUACAGCUGCCUCCACCCUCAUAUGAGCAGGUGAUCAAAGAAAAGACUCGUGAACAGAAUCUUCCCUCCACCUCCUCGUCUCCCUCGCCUCAGUCCUCUCGCCGCUCUACCUCCACCAUCGCCACACAGACGGACACCGACUCCCCCGACCCACAAUCCCCUGCUGCCCGGCCAGUUCUCAGACCCAUGAAACCCCCCCGCCCGUCUCUGCCUCUCAAGCACACCACAUCGCCUCAAGCGGACCCGUUCAUUGACUCUGAUGGGUCCGAGACCAGGCCUCAAACACGAGACGUUCUGCGCCAGCCCGAGCAGCGUGACGCUCAGACCGACUCUGAUGAUGUGACCUGUGAUGUCAAACUCAUAGACUCCGCCCCCCCUGUACGAAUGUCCACUCAGAGUACCCUUGAUUUCAGACCUGAACCAAUGAGGGAGGAGCCCAGCGUGCGGCCCAGACCCCGCCCCCGCUCCAGAAUCUCCUUACAAGCAACCAUCAGUGAAGAGGUGCUGGAUCAGCCAAUGACGAGAGAGGUGAAGGUUCAGACGCUCGUGCGUUUAAAGGACGACGGGGCGGAGAGCCCGUUCGCCGGGUUCAGCGACGACUCCACCAACUUCUCCAGCAAAUACAUGCAGGACCUGCUUGAGGUGUUCGGUUGUGAAGACGCAAACGAACAUGAAGACCGGCAACAAAAUGAAGAGGAGACUUCGAUCAUCUCCGCUGUGCCAUCUGAACCGCUCAAUAGACCGCAACCACGCCCAAGAACUCAGAAACCCAAACCUCUGCUUCCCCCGAAACCAUCUAGACUAGAAAGUGAUGUCUUUGAGCCCGAAGAGCCCAGCGUCAAACCAGACCCCUCUAAACAAAGCUGCAGUGCUCCAGUGCCAGCACCCAGACCUCUCCUGAACAAACAUCACAGCCCGUCUCAUGAGCAUCACAUGAAAGACAGCACGUCAUCAUCUGAAUAUAAGAAUCCUCCAACACCGCCAGAGAAGACACCAGUCACCCCCAACGUCGACCACAUCGUGAACCAACCGUCUAUUCCCAGACACUCUCGACCUCCUCCACCUUUACACAGAAACAUGUCGUCCACCUCACAGGUGUCUGUGAGUGUGACGGGUGUUUCUCAAGUGACGGGUGCAUCAGUUCCUUCUCUGCCUCCCAGACCCAGUGGUGGCAGACUCCUCCCUCUCCGCCCUCCUUCAAUCAAACUGGCCAAGUCUCCAGGCCCCGCCUCCGCCAAUCAGCUUCCGGCCAGUAGGGUGCCAAAAAGAGGUCCGCCCCUCCCACCCAGACCCAAAGCAGGACAUCCACUGUACAAGAUUUACUCUAGAAAAAUUGAUGGAGGUCUGGAGAUGGAGAAUGUUGGAGAACCACAGGAGGAACCAUGUUCGCUGGAAGAAGAAGAGCAUCUCAUUGAUCUGGAGGACUCAAGCAGUGAUCCUCUGUGUCACGUCUCCCUCACACCUGAGGUCAAAGGUGAAGAUGUGUCAGUCUGUGAUGAUCUGUGGAGAGACUCGUGUGCACAUGUGCAGACACACAGCAGGUGUGUGGCUGGACACACAUUCACAGGAGAGGUUGGGGAGCUCACCUUCAGCGAGGGUGAUGUCAUCACUCUAAUGGAAUAUGUAAAUGAGGAGUGGGGGCGUGGCUGCCUGAAUGGACAAAUAGGAAUCUUCCCUCUCAACUUCGUUAAAGUGGAAACUGAAGCGUUGCCAAAGAAACCAUCACCCGGUGGAGAGAGGAAGAGAGGCAGUACUCUCUAUGAUUUCUCUCCUGAGUGUGAGGAUGAGCUCUGUCUGAAGGCAGGAGACGUGGUGUGUGAUCUGGAAGACAUGGAUGAUGAAUGGUUUCUUGGAGAAUUGGGCGGGAGACGAGGCCUCGUCCCCAAAAACUACAUCCAGGUUCUGCCUGAGACCUGAAGACGUUGUGAGCGCACCGAGCUCAUCUCUCUGUUUGUCUUGUUAGAUUCAGCACGUGAUGAUGUAAACGCGGUUUACUGCACAAAGAUCCCGCUGUGAGAUGGGACUGAAGAUUUUCUCAUGUUGUACUGUAGCUGUACUGACUUUUACUGACACUCCUAUCUGUAUGAUGCCAUAUGAACUUCUUGAAAUUUCUGCCUUCUAGUCCUUAAUUGUUGUGUUUUAUUAAAGCAAUGUUCCACUAGAGGACUGAGAUUGUAAUUCAAUGCUGUGAGUCUGUGUGAGGGACCUCUGUCCUAAAAUCAAUCUAACUCAUCUAUCUCUUAUAGACAUCCAAUUUCUACAUUUAAAGAUGAAAUGGUUUCUGUUUAGUUAUAUUCUUUUAAACUUUUUUUAAAGUUAUAUAUAUUUUAUAUAAAGUUAUAUAUUAUAACUAAAUUAUAUUAUAAAUGUAAUUUUGAUUUAUAUUAAUUAAUAAAAAAUAUUGUACUCUAUUCUAUUAAAAUAUUAAUAUAAUGAAUUUCAAAGUUAUCAUUAA
This is a messenger RNA of Triplophysa dalaica, 3006 nucleotides long. RefSeq lists its product as uncharacterized. Gene Ontology annotation, molecular function: protein binding. The coding region runs from base 225 to 2468 and encodes 747 amino acids. The transcript has 15 exons. Gene Ontology annotation, cellular component: ESCRT-0 complex. Gene Ontology annotation, biological process: protein transport to vacuole involved in ubiquitin-dependent protein catabolic process via the multivesicular body sorting pathway. The record is from RefSeq and is a predicted model, not a curated record. NCBI's taxonomy places the organism in Eukaryota, Metazoa, Chordata, Actinopteri, Cypriniformes, Nemacheilidae.